Fibroporia radiculosa is the source of this 885-nucleotide messenger RNA. RefSeq lists its product as uncharacterized. Gene Ontology annotation, cellular component: nucleus. The record is from RefSeq and is a predicted model, not a curated record. Gene Ontology annotation, molecular function: zinc ion binding. Gene Ontology annotation, biological process: regulation of DNA-templated transcription. Bases 1 to 885 code for a protein of 294 amino acids. The transcript is spliced from 2 exons. Lineage: Eukaryota; Fungi; Basidiomycota; Agaricomycetes; Polyporales; Fibroporiaceae.
AUGAAUCAUACAGCGUGGACACAGAAUGCAUCUUCCCUACCCUCUGACCGAAUUCCGCCGUCUAGGCCGAAACAAAACUCUGUAAAGGAAAAGAGAAAGCCGGCAGCGCAAGAGCCCUUGAAGAGCAAGGAAGUCCGCCGAUUGGAGUUUGUGCGGGAUAGUUUGAGGAAAGGGACAGGGCGGGAGAGAGACCCCAAGGGCGGCUGCUUCUGCCAGGCUAGAGUUCACACUUUGUCGUCCUAUACGCCCCUGUGUCACAACUGCGGCCUUGUUCUCUGCAAGUUGCAGCUCCCGCACCAUGCCUGCCCGCACUGCGCAUCCCCACUCCUCACGCCCACCGCACGCGACGCUUUGGUCGGCAGAUUGGAAAAACAGAUUAUCGAAACAGUUGCGGAGGAGAAAGCUGCUCGCGACCGUGCCAUCCAGGACGCCCGUGCUGCUGCUGGGGCGUUUCCUUCCCUGUCCGCCACCACCAGCGUUUCCAGCACAGACGCACUGGCGGCACAUCCUACGAACCAGCCACACAAAGUUUUGUCACUCAAUGCGAAAACAAAGAAGGUGAUUGUGCGGUCGUCCUACACUACGCCAGCCAUCUCGCGCUCGUCCUCGCGCGACAGCGGGAUCAAGGAGGGCGAGGAGGAACAGAAGCGCAUACUCCCUCCACCGGAUGAAGUUGUAUAUGCGAGGAACGACCCGAAUAGGGAUCGGCCGUGGGCAAACCUUCGGGGAGGCAGCUUUACAUACGUCCCUCCGCCUCAUGCAAGGGCAGGUAGUGCGCCUAGUAGCUCAGACAAGAAGCUACACGGAGACGGGAGCACUGUACAGAUGGCGAAGAAAGAAGGAAAAAGAAAAGAUCAGGAAAAUAAACUUCAUCGUUCAUCGUGA